Molecule: messenger RNA, 1071 nt
Organism: Bactrocera latifrons
Lineage: Eukaryota; Metazoa; Arthropoda; Insecta; Diptera; Tephritidae
Exons: 2
Coding region: 65-985 (306 amino acids)
Biological process (GO): regulation of transcription by RNA polymerase II
Cellular component (GO): nucleus; transcription regulator complex
Molecular function (GO): DNA binding
Source: RefSeq, a predicted model, not a curated record
GCGUCGCCUGCGAGUUCGCUGCCAUCGAAAUAACGCAGUGCCCGCAGUAUUGUCGCGUACAGCAAUGGAGAAGGAAGAUUUCAUAGAGGAAGUACGCAAGCGAGAAUUUUUAUGGGAUAAGAAAAAGAUACCAUUGGGAAGGCAGCAGCAAAAAAUAACCGACGAACUAUGGCAAGAAGUAGCGGACGUUUGUAAAAUAACAAAGUCCACAGCCAAAAUAAAGUGGCGCAGUUUACGCGAUCAAUUCUUGAAGGAAUUAAAAAAAGUGCCAGUCUACACCAGCGGCGAUAGUUAUUACAUUGACGAGCGUGAAAAACCGAAAUGGACACAUUUUAACAGUUUAAUUUUCUUACUAAACACCCACAUACCCCGCAAAGAAGUUAUUGAUAUUAGGCCCGAAUCGAUAAUUGAUAUACGUUCGCCCGAUUCGGUGCAUAGCUGGGAUGAGAACAAAAGUCAAAUCGAAGAUAUACCACCCACAUUAGAGACGCCUGAAACUAACGACACAUACAAUCACUUUCCCAGCAUACGGAAAGUUUACACGCUGGACGAGGAACUUGAGAAUGCCAACUCGUGUGUAACUGAAUGGAAACAUGAGCCCUCGGAAGCGAAUGCGUGCGAUGAGGGUAGAUUACAAAUAGAAUAUGAACCACCACCUUUUGUUGCGGUCGCACCACAAAUGGUAGAUCCGAAAUAUGCGAAGAAUAAGCGUGGCUACACAUGCAACGCCGAGGAAUACGGCGAGUCGGCGGUCGCACAACCGCGCGAUGAACUGCACAAUUGUCCGAGCAAGAAAGCAGCAAUUGAGCUGGACAAAUCAGUUGAGCCACGAACGGCAGCCGAGUCGAAUGAGGAUAAUGAAAAUUUACUGUUCUUUCGCUCACUUUUGCCUUAUAUGAAUCGCUUGGAUAUAGUGCAGCAGUUGCGGGUGCGUACGCGGUUUCAGGAAAUUUUAAUGGCGGAAUUGGGAUCUACCAGACACUAGUCUAGUGAGGAAGAUGAAAUAUUUCAAUCAAACACAAACCUACGCAUUUUAUAUUUAAAUUGUAAAUAAAGUUAUUUUUUUAAUAA